AUGUGGAGGAAGACAAUCAUAAUCAAACCACCUCAACCUCCUCACCGAAAAGUAGAAUGUCUAUCCUCGAAUCCUGAAGUGAAGACCAUGGAGCAGCUUAUAGAACUGGAUCUGAAGUUCUCAAAAGCGCCUGAUACUUCCUUUCCAUAUAGAUCUGAGGAGCAUUACGCUGGUACUCUUCCCACUACACGUUCCCCGUCAACAUGUUUCACGCCUUCAACCUCAUCUACCACUGCAUUGUCUUCAUCCAGUCCUCGAUCGUCAACACAUUCAUCGGAUUCCCGAUGCUCUCAUGCUUCAUCACUCGGGAGAUUGAAACCUGCCGAGAAGUCCAAGCUCAACCUGGAAACAUGUCGGAUUGACUUAUCCCACCAAUUGCCGACCCCUCCUGGGUCAGAAUCACCCAUUUCUUCUAGUUUCCAUUCCCCGUCACAGUCCCAUAUCUUCUGCUAUUUGACGACUAUGAACGAUAUCAAGGGAGUCGGACUAGUUGCAUCUGGAUAUAUCAAAAAGGGUACGUUGAUAGUCAAGCAAUCACCUCUUCUGACGGUGACAAUGGGAGAUAUCAACGAGGUUCUCGUCUUCGAUCACGUAUACCCACAGUAUUUCAAAUUACCAAAAAAUCAACGUGAUAAGGUCAUGACAUUUCACAGGAGAACCGAUCAAGCAGCAGAAAAAGACGAAUUGGUUAAUAUCAUCGAAACAAACGCUAUACCACUUCAGGGUGAUCCUAGUGAAGAAGCUAAAAGCUUGGGUCUAUUUGAAACAAUCGGUAAAAUCAAUCAUAGUUGUGCACCUAAUUCCGGAUGGUCAUGGUACGAGGAAGGAAAAAUGCUUCAUUUGUACGCCUACGACGAUAUAUCGCCUGGUUCUGAAAUCACUGUUUCUUAUAUCCAAGAUGUAACGGCCCCUUGUCUGGACAGGCAGCAAGAGCUUUUAAGUGGACAUGGCUUUCUAUGUAUAUGUUCCGCUUGUUGCAACCCUACUUCCAAGAUCAUAGCUUCAGAUAGAAAUCUCGAGAUGUAUCAAAUCUUGAGAAACAAAUGGCUUUCAGUACCAAUCAGGACGUACGCAUUCCCCUUGACUAGAGCUUUGAGAGAUUUGGAUUUAGCUUUGGACAUACUUGGACAAGAGAAGAAGGUCGAUGGAUGUGGAGAGGUUUAUGAUCUACUCUUCGAAGCUUAUGCAAUACAUGGUCGAAAAGAAGAAGCGAAAAAUCAUGCUAGAAAGGCUUUACGUCAUUAUUCGACUGUCUGGGGUGCAGCAAAAGCAGAGAAGUAUACAGAGUACAAAGCUCUAAUGGCAGACCCUUCUUUGUAUGUUGAUUGGGCAUCAUUGAGAAGUGAAGACGAAUGGCAAGAAAACAGAGUGAAAAGGAUGAAGCUGUCCGGACGGACGAUAAAAGUGAGUAAAUACAGUUUCCGAACAGAUUUCAGGAUGUAA
Kwoniella shivajii is the source of this 1443-nucleotide messenger RNA. RefSeq lists its product as uncharacterized. Gene Ontology annotation, molecular function: protein binding. Bases 1 to 1443 code for a protein of 480 amino acids. The record is from RefSeq and is a predicted model, not a curated record. Lineage: Eukaryota; Fungi; Basidiomycota; Tremellomycetes; Tremellales; Cryptococcaceae. The transcript is spliced from 2 exons.